UUCGUGAGCAUUUUUAUUAUAAAUCUAAGAGAUACAGCAUGAACUAUGUGCUUGAAUAAUUUAAACAGGAGUUGUAAGCUUGAAUAAUUUUAACAGGAAUUGUGAAACAGUAGAAUAACGGAAACACGUCGCUGGAUGAAGUACUGUAAAAUCAUUUAAUUUCGUGGGUUGAAAAAAAGUUCAUGGUUUUGGUCAAAACAGCAAUUUCGUGGGGAUAUGAAUUCGUGGAUUUCAACUUUUUAACAUAAAAUGAAUGGGAAUUUUACUUGUUCGCUGGUAUUAAAUUUCAUGAUUGACUCAACCACGAAGUCCACGAAAAUUAGUUCCCCACGAAUAUUAAUGAGUUCACAGUAAUUCUGACAUUUUCUGUUUUAAAACUACUAUCUUUCAGUAGGUCGUUGCUCUUGUAACGUAGGUUCAGCACUCUUUGUCGAUUGAAAACAUGGUCAACAUCGAUACAAGUUGUUCUCCAUUGUUCAUUCACGGUUACAAGGCUAGUGUGAUAGAACGGAAACUUACAGAUAUGGGAUCCAUCAGGUCACAGUAAAAUUAAAGUAGAAAGUUAAUGUACUAGUUAUACCAAAACUUCAUGCCGCUGUCAUUUUCCUUCUAAACUGAUCAAAAUAUCUCCGCGACCUAAAAAAAACUUCCAUGUUUGAAAAAAAAACUAUUUUCUUGCAAACAUUUUGCUCAAACAUGCGCAUAUGCACCCAUUUCCGUCAUACAGAAGUUCAUGUUGUACUUUUUCUCUAACAUGAACAAUCAAAUUUACGACAUAUGCAUAUGCAAGUAAAUUGCUUUCGAUGAUUGGGGGACGAGGCACAUGUCCUCGGACCCUCGCUCCCAUCCCCAACGCUCCAAAGGGUUUAGCCUCGGUAUGAUUACCCUUGUGGCUACGUCACAGCAGUUACGAUAUGUUUAACACAUAUUUAGGUUUGUAGCUUUCGUUUGAAUGUGUUAACACGAAGUUAAAUGAUACUGACUUGGAGGCUUUCACCAGAUUGGUUUUGUUCAGUGUUGUUAUAUUUUCUGGUCCUUCGGGAUCAUGGAGUCCACUCAGUAUUCAUCGGCAAUAGAGUUCCGCUUAGGCCGGUGCUAGGGGGCGUGAGGGUUGUUACACUUUCUGCUACCUCCCAUGAACAGACUGCUAAAAACCUGUUCUCCGCAAGUAACUACCAACUUGCAAUCUAUUCUUCCAAAGGAUCUUCUUACAGAUUUUAUUGACAGUACAGUAUUUGCUAAUUAUAGAAUAUAUAUCAAUCUAGUAGCCAUUUUACUAUUUAGUCACUACAUACGGUUUCUCUCAAUCAGCUAGUGCAUCUGUUUUUAUUCAUGUCUAUACUUUAACAAAAGAGCUAACCCGCCAUUUGCCAGUUUACUAGUACGUUAAAAAUACUUGAAAAUAUUUUUAGAUAAGCAUUAAUGUUGUUCACAACAUAUUAGAAUUUCAAAAUUAUGGCAUCACAGAAAGAUAUAUAAUGUUAUUCGUUUUACUGCCUCAUCAUAUACAUUUUUGUAUAUCUAAAAGACAAAAAAGAACACAUAAAAGUUGUUCUUCGAAAACGGACGAAUAUUAUUUAUAAGAAUACAGAGGUUUAGAGUUUUGUUUAUUACUAGAAAAUGACUCGGUACCAAAUCAAUUAUCAACAUCUUUCUUCAUAAUGUUUAAUUAGUGUACAUUUUAUGAAUUUUCAAAAACGGACAGGAGUCAUAAGAUGAUUGAAUUGGUUUGAUGUCAUCGUGUUAUUUUUUUGUUGAAAUUUUGAAACCUUUUUAAAAGCAUGUGCUCAAUUUCAAGCCAAACUUUCAAGAAAGUGCUUGCUGCUGAUUUUAAGUUAUUGACUAAUUAACAAAUGACAUGUAAUAAGUAUGUGGUUGCUAUAAUAAGCCUUAGGCACUAGUCAGGCUACCGAUUAAAUAAACUUUUCUUUUUUUUUGUUCAACAUUUACUGUUAACAUUUUCUGUUAUAUAUUCUGGGUCUUGAGAAGCAAGGGGCAUAAUUAUACAAAAUUUGAAUAGACUCCCGUAGUAGUUAUCUCCCGUGAACAAAACAACGCACUCAUACACAGACAUUUUCAAUUAUGCCUGCAUUUGUUACCGUCAAUGUGAUUAUCCUCUCUGACCGAGUUUUGCACAGGACAUACAGGAUUUAAUAGUUCGUCUUUACAUUGCAGUGGAUAUUUGUUAUGAAAUAACUAUACAUGUAGGCUGUACAGGCUAAGACAGGUAAGAGGAGUUCAGCACGAAAUUAGCGUACAAUGAGUUCUGACGAAUAUGAGUACGAAACUACCACGACAACUACACACGUCAGUUCAAGUAAUAGACGGUACCAAUCCGGGGAGACUCGAACUCGUUUUGUCGUUAUUGGUGUGGCAACUGCUGUCUUCUUGAUAGUUAUAGUCCUUGUUGUCGUUGCUGUUGUUGUCCAGCAAAAGAAAAAGGCGAAUGAAAACAAAGUAACGGAAAGUGAGUGUGGACGAUACAACCUUCCAGCUGGUUUCAACUUUUCCAUGUUGUCUCCGACAGUCAUCUCUAGAAGUUUUAAUUGCCCUUUAAAAGGAGAUUGUUGGACAGGUGAACAGUGCUAUCAAUGUCUCAAACUUGAUACAUGGAAAGUAGGAAAUAUCAACUAUAUACCAGUGUGCUGUGAAGACUGUUUAGUACGUGGCCUUUAUGUUUCAAACAGUGAGUGUAGAUGCCGGAAAUGAAAGAACGAACAAGGGAGAUAAAAGCGCCCACAUACUUCAGCAAACGAGGGGAAAUAAUCUUCAGCGAUUUUACAUAGGAUAAUCGUAUACAUGUAUUAGUAUUCAUGUAGUCAAUGUAUACGUACGCACUUGGAGUCCAGUUGCAACUGCACAUACUACCAUUCGUUUUGAAUUAUACUAACCUCAAAGGCGGAGCGUUGACUAGAUCGAAGCGAAUAUUUAGGAUAACGUGUCGUGAUAUACAUGCGUCUUGCAGGAUUUGCCCAUUGUUUAUUCAGGACAUGUCGGAUCUAUUUUAUAGUUUUAGAACGUCCCUGCUCCGAAAGACGCUAGAAGCGUACACUCGAUUUAUAACUUUUUGUAAAAUAAGAAAUGAAUCUCAGUUCGCAUAAUUUUCUUUUGUGUAUGAAAUAUAUCAGUUGUGGUUAAAAUAGCAAACACACAUAUUAAACGCAUCCAGUUACUGUGUUCUGAUAAGGCCAUCGUACUGUCGUACCGUCGAUCCUCGAUACUACGAUAACAAGUGCGACAGAACGCCAAAAAGAUGCGACAGCACGACAACACCAUCCGACAGGAUGACAAAAUGAUGCCAUUGAACGACAACACGGUGAUGUGACGGCACGAUAACACGGAUGUGAUUAAAAUACAAGUAGAAGUGAAACAAUUAGGCGAUUGCACACUUCAAACUCGCGCAAAAAAAGUAUUUCAUAGCCAAAAGAAAACAAAAAAGCAAUCCCGUGUACUCUUAAAACACAUAACGGCAUAUUACACAUUCCAAAAUAAAAUAGCAAAAGGUUGAAAGUCCCAUUGGCAUUUCAUCACUUCAACACGAAAAGCAUUCUCAUACAUCAAAGGUUCGACAUAUGGUCUCCGAGAUCAAGAAGGUGUGCAAUUGUUG
This is a messenger RNA of Mercenaria mercenaria, 3607 nucleotides long. RefSeq lists its product as uncharacterized. NCBI's taxonomy places the organism in Eukaryota, Metazoa, Mollusca, Bivalvia, Venerida, Veneridae. The transcript has 6 exons. Bases 2260 to 2709 code for a protein of 149 amino acids. The record is from RefSeq and is a predicted model, not a curated record.